UUUGUUCCGGGUCUUUGCGUGCGCGCUCGCCGGUGUGUCACCUUGCUGAGCUCGACGGCUGUAUCGGAUCUGAGUGUUCCGGAUUCACUCCUGGAAAAAUACAAAAACACACUGCAGCCAUGACGUCGGAUUCAGCAAGACCCAAAAGCUCUCCAAAGUCCAUCAAGUUCCUGUUCGGUGGAUUGGCAGGGAUGGGGGCUACGGUGUUUGUUCAGCCCUUGGACCUGGUAAAGAACAGGAUGCAGUUGAGCGGUCAGGGUUCGAAGGCUCGUGAAUAUAAGACGAGUCUGCACGCGGUGGCCAGCAUCCUGCGCAACGAGGGAGUCCAGGGCAUUUACACAGGUCUCUCGGCCGGGCUCCUCAGGCAGGCGACCUACACCACCACGCGUUUGGGGAUUUACACGAUUCUGUUCGAGAAAAUGACAAAAAAAGAUGGAACUCCUCCAAAUUUCCUCAUGAAGGCUCUGAUCGGAAUGACUGCUGGAGCCACCGGGGCGUUCGUCGGAACUCCGGCAGAGGUGGCGCUGAUCCGCAUGACUGCAGACGGACGUCUUCCACCUGAACAGAGGAGGGGCUACAAAAACGUCUUCAAUGCCCUCAUCCGAAUCACCAAGGAGGAGGGGCUUACAACGCUUUGGAGGGGCUGUAUACCCACCAUGGCCAGAGCAGUGGUAGUGAACGCAGCACAGCUGGCUUCUUAUUCGCAGUCAAAACAGGCUUUGCUGGAGACAGGUUAUUUCUCUGAUGAUAUUCUCUGUCACUUCUGCGCAAGCAUGAUCAGCGGGCUCGUCACCACGGCAGCCUCCAUGCCAGUGGACAUUGCCAAAACUAGGAUUCAGAACAUGCGCAUGAUCGAUGGCAAGCCGGAGUACAAGAACGGACUUGACGUGCUGGUGAAGGUGGUGAGGAACGAGGGUUUCUUCAGCCUGUGGAAAGGCUUUACUCCGUAUUACGCUCGUCUCGGCCCUCACACCGUCCUCACCUUCAUCUUCCUCGAGCAGAUGAACAAGUUCUACAAGAUCUACUUCCUGGACUCAUAGAGGAACCUAAACAGCUCGACUCAGCCCGGGGUUCUGAACCGGUCUCGGGGUUCUGCAUACAUGUGUUUGUGUGAGUGUGUGUUUGUAUGUGCGUGCGUGCGUGUGUGUGUGCGUGCAUGUGUGUGUGUGUGUGUGUGUGUGUGUUUAACACGCCCUCCAUGACUUCCCCUGACUCUGUUAUAAAGCGAACUAUCUCUGAUUCUCCCUCAGACGAAGGGGACGUCAUCAAGGGCGAGUUUGAUUGUAAAAGGGAUUGGAACACAGCCGCACGCCGGCCCCUCAAAGACUCGACUCAGAACCCUGCGCUGUUUAUCGGACUUUUUCGGAGAAAGAAAAAACGAGAACAAGAAGAAAGAAAAAGGUUUCUGUUUCCGGUCUCUGUAGAAUGAAGCUGCACGCACGUUUCCUUUUCAUUGCCCCGAAAUUAAAAAAAGGACUGAA
This is a messenger RNA of Silurus meridionalis, 1481 nucleotides long. It is a transcript of the gene slc25a11, whose product is annotated as solute carrier family 25 member 11. Gene Ontology annotation, molecular function: succinate transmembrane transporter activity; oxaloacetate transmembrane transporter activity; sulfate transmembrane transporter activity. The record is from RefSeq and is a predicted model, not a curated record. Bases 120 to 1040 code for a protein of 306 amino acids. Gene Ontology annotation, cellular component: mitochondrial membrane. Gene Ontology annotation, biological process: mitochondrial transport; thiosulfate transport; phosphate ion transmembrane transport. Lineage: Eukaryota; Metazoa; Chordata; Actinopteri; Siluriformes; Siluridae. The transcript is spliced from 8 exons.